Messenger RNA from Rhineura floridana, 984 nucleotides. RefSeq names its product olfactory receptor 6J1-like. Lineage: Eukaryota; Metazoa; Chordata; Lepidosauria; Squamata; Rhineuridae. The record is from RefSeq and is a predicted model, not a curated record. Gene Ontology annotation, biological process: G protein-coupled receptor signaling pathway. Gene Ontology annotation, cellular component: membrane. Gene Ontology annotation, molecular function: G protein-coupled receptor activity; olfactory receptor activity. The coding region runs from base 1 to 984 and encodes 327 amino acids. The transcript has a single exon.
AUGGGAAACCACACCAGAUAUGAUGGCUUCAUCCUGUUGGGUUUUCUGAUGGAACGUGAGGCAGAGAUUCUGCUGGCAACAGUUCUCACAGUUGUGUACGUCUUGACACUGUUGGGUAACAUGACUAUUCUUUUCAUCACCUCUACCAAUAGUCGCCUCCACACACCCAUGUAUUUCUUCCUUGCAAACCUCUCCAUCCUGGACCUGGCUUUUUCAACAGUGACUGUUCCUUGUUUGCUAAGGAGCCUCCUCUCUGGAGUCAAGGCUAUCUCCUUUGCUGGCUGUAUGGCCCAGUCUUACUUCUAUUUCUUUCUGGGUACAGUGGAGUACUUCCUCUUGACCUCAAUGUCCUAUGACCGAUAUGUGGCCAUAUGCAACCCAUUACGCUAUCCCAUCAUCAUGAAUGGCCAGGUUUGUGUCCAAGUGAUGGUGGUCUGCUGGCUGGGUGGGUUUGCCUCCGUUCUCUAUCCAACCAUCAUGAUCACCAGGUUCUCUUACUGCAAGUCCAAUGUCAUCGAUCACUUUUUCUGUGACAGUGAGCCUCUACUGAGACUAUCCUGCACUGGCACAGGCUUGAUACAGAUCAUCACUUUUAUGCUGUCAUCAGUUGUCAUCCUCUGCUCCUCAGCCUUGACUAUCAUCUCCUACGCGUACAUUGUCUCUGCCAUAUUGGUCAUACCUACCGACUCGGGGAGGAAGAAGGCCUUCAACACAUGUGUCUCUCAUCUCACCUUGUUCCUAAUGGCCACAAGUGUCUCCAUCUUACUGUAUGUGAUCCCAUCGAAGAAAUCCACUUUGGGGGCUCGCAAGGUCCCAGCGUUACUCAGCAGUAUAAUCAACCCAUUUCUGAGUCCCUUUGUGUAUACACUGAGAAAUGAUUUGGUCAAGGGCAUCUUGCAAGGGAUUUUUGCCCAGGGCAAAGCCAUGGUGACUCAGAAGCUGCAGAAGCUGCUUAUGAAUCAUGCAGCUGGACCUCUCCACUGA